Molecule: messenger RNA, 7919 nt
Organism: Megalops cyprinoides (Indo-Pacific tarpon)
Lineage: Eukaryota; Metazoa; Chordata; Actinopteri; Elopiformes; Megalopidae
Gene: cep170b
Product: centrosomal protein 170B
Exons: 20
Coding region: 233-5260 (1675 amino acids)
Molecular function (GO): protein binding
Source: RefSeq, a predicted model, not a curated record
GCCAUAGCAGCGCACAGUCUAACUGCCGAACGCCCCGUGUGUGUCAUUCACCUGGACUGCCACGGCUGCAUUUUUUUAGUAUUUGAAAAGCGGACCGUUUCGCUCUGCGUACAGCCCAAGCUACAGUGCAAGGGUCGAUUACGGCAUUUUAAUGGUAACAUCGCUGACUUGUCCGUGGGAAGCAGGAUCUGGAAUAUAGAAUGCCCAGGGUGCUCUGAGCCGGCCUCUGAAGAUGAGUGUGACGUCAUGGUUCCUGGUCAGCAGCUCUGGCACUCGCCACCGGCUCCCACGGGAGAUGAUCUUCGUGGGGCGGGAAGACUGCGAGCUCAUGCUCCAGUCGCGCAGUGUGGACAAGCAGCACGCCGUCAUCAACUACGACCCGGCCACCGACGAGCACCUGGUGAAGGACCUGGGCAGCCUCAAUGGGACCUUUGUGAAUGAUCUAAGAAUCCCAGACCAGACCUACAUAACACUCAAGCUUUCUGAUGUUAUUCGCUUUGGAUAUGAUUCUCAUGUGUACAUCCUGGAAAGGAGUCAACACAAAGUUCCAGAGGAAGCACUGAAACAUGAGAAGUACACCAGCCAGCUGCAGAUGAGCAUGAAGGCGUCGGAGGGGAAGAGGCGGGACCACUCGGAUGAGAAGACCAGCAGUUCCGACUUCCACCGAUCCAAAUUGGAGAAGACGGAGCGCAAGCCCCUGACAGAGGCCCCUGUAUCCCGGCCCACUCCCCUAUAUGGCCAGCCCUCAUGGUGGGGGGAGGACGAUGUUGGGAACAAGGGGCAGUCCAGUGAGGGACGCAAGCCAGACGAGAGCCACUCAGAGAACCUGAAGGAGAGCUCCAGACAUGACCCUGAGAUCAACGGCUCCAUCUCCGACUACCGGGACACCCAGAGCAAGUCCAUCUACGGGUACCGUCGCGAGCCGAGCUACUUCGAGAUCCCGACCAAGGAGUUCCAGCUGCACUCCAAGUCCCCUGAAACUGAAGUCCAUGAGAUACCCACCAAGGACACAGACACUCCACCCACACCGACCCCCACCCUGCCUACGCCCCCUGUGGUGCAGAGCCAUGCCUCCUUCACCAUCGAGUUUGAUGACUGCACGCCAGGAAAGAUCAAGAUCAAGGACCAUGUCACCAAAUUCUCCUUCCGCCAGCGUAAGCUGCCGGGCAAGGAGAUGGCCACCACGCCCACUGAGGUGAUGUCGGCAGAGAGCAAGGUUGCUGAUUGGCUGGCACAGAGUGAUGUCAGCAUGAUUAGGAGGAAGGCCCCUUGUGAAGAUGUCUAUAGCACCAAGAGUGACUUACCCAUGCACAUAAAGACCCUCAAAGGACACCACCAUGAAGAUGGCACCCAGAGUGACUCUGAAGACCCCAUCCUGAAAGAGAAGCAAAGCAAGUCGCAGCCAUCUAUCCUGUCCAAGCAGUGCCCGCCUCCCGAGCUUGCGUCCCCGAAACCCCCCUCCCCUCCAGCCCGCGAGGAGUCCCUGUCCUGCUCACCCCCGCAGAGCCAGAGCAAGCCGGACCCCCGGCAGGCCUUCAUCAUCGAGUUCUUUGACGACAACCCGCGCAAGAAGCGCUCGCAGUCCUUCACCCAGAACUCGGCCCACGCCGACUCCUACUCCGCCCUCAGAGCCAAGCUGGAGAAGCGGAAGAGCGCGGCACAGGCCGGGGAGAGGCCGCCCGCCUCGCUGGGCUACAUCCCACCCACGCAGCAGGUCACGGUCCCGCUGAAGGGGCCUGGCCCGGGCCAGGGCGCCCCCCAAAGGGCCAGCUCCCUCAAGCGGGAGAAGACGGAGGAACGGCUCGGCACGCCCGCCGCCCGCUCCUCGUCCUGCGUCACCAUCAGACCCUUCGGCAGCGUGGGCAGGAGGUCCAAGCUGGCCCAGGACUUCGCCGCCGAGUUUCUGAGGGACCACGGCGCCGCCCCCGCCAAGGAGAAGACAUUACCGCCGCCGCCCAUAGAGGGGGCGCCCCGCUCCCUCCCGCCCGGCCUAGCCCGCUCCCCUCCGCCCACCUCCACCCCGGCACAGCCCGCCUCCCCCGCCCACCUCUCCACGCCCCCGAUGGCACCGCUGCUGCCCCUGGGCAUCCGCAGCAUGGAGCUCAAGGCCUCCAAAGCGAGGAACGAUGAGGAGGACAGCCUGAGUGACGCGGGCACCUACACUAUCGAGACCGAGGCCCAGGACAAGGAGGUGGAGGAGGCGCGCAACAUGAUCGACCAGGUGUUUGGUGUUCUCGAGUCCCCUGAGUACACCGGCGUGACCGCCGCAGCGUAUAGGCCCGUAAUUAACGAUGACAGGGACGAGCAGGCUAGCCUCCGGCUUAGCAAGGGUAGUUCUGUGGAUCUAAAGGCAGCUCCAGUGCAGGGCUAUAACCUGGCUGCCCUUAGCGGCGCCCCCAGCAGCCCGGCGCAGGUGCGGGCAAUUGGCCCAGGGCCUCCUGGGGGCCCCAAAUGGGUCUCUCGGUGGGCCAGCCUGGCAGACAGCUCAGGGCCUGUUGGGGGGCUCUUUGACAUCCCACCGCAGCAGGAGGCUUCUAAUAGAGAUGGGGGAAUUAUCCAUCAGACAGUGGUGAACCGAGGCUUAGACAGCACAGAGUCGGAAGGCACCCAGGGUUCCCGAACCAGACGGCUUCUUCCCCAAGUCCCACCAACAGAGAAGACGGAGGGUCCCACUCCCAGCAUUUUCAUACGCCACGAGCCGUAUACAGGGUUCGAGGCCCCUGAGGUCAUGUCAGGAACCCCCCGCCAGCAGGAGACUGUUCAGAGGCUGAGUGUCCAGGACGACCUGGACCCGGACAGCCUGAGUGAUGCCAGCAAGUCGGACGACGGCUCCGUCGUGGAGCGGAGCAGGAGGCUCCACGCAGGGCGGGGCGAGAAGGGCGGGCCUGCCGCAAAGUCCACCUCCUUCUACAUUGGUUCUGAUGAGGUCCUCUCCAAAUCGCCGUUGGCUCACACCCCCGUCCUGUCCCAGGCAGAGAGGGAGCAGGACCUCCCUCCCAAAACAUCCCCAACAACGGUUCUGAUCAGGCACCUGAGUGACCACGGGCCCCGCAAACCAGUGAAACCCACCAGCUCGGCCCCCAGCCUUCACUCCCGGGACAAAGACCCCUCGGCCGCCGUGGAAUCCUCCGUUUCAUGCGGUUCGUUUGUCAGACAGGAGAGCUUCACCAAAGACGGGCCUAGCAGCGACGUUCAGGUCAACAGGCUCCCGCACAUCUCCAGCCACCCAGCCCUGAGGGACCUGGACUCCGGGGACAUGGGCGGGGGCGACAGCAGCCAGGACACGCAGUCCUUCCUCAAGGAGACGGAGAACGCCCUGGCUGCCCUGGAGGCCAAGCUGCAGGCCCAGAGCCAGGAACAGGAGCAGAAGCAGGAGGGCUCCUCCGGCCCGAUCGAGGACUCCCUGUCAGGCGACUCGGACGUGGACACGUCCAGCACUGUCAGCCUGGUCAGCAACAAGAACGACGCCGGCACGGCGCCCAGAAAGCGCUCGACUGCCGGCGACCUGCAGAAGGAGAAGUCGUCCUCCAGCUCGUCCAUCCAGGACCCGUGCCGGCAGGCCUCGGCGCGAGAGCGUCUGUCCGAGAAGCGCCGCACGCAGGGCAGUGACGGCGGCAGCAGGACGCAGGCCCACCGCUUCCAGCUGCGGCGUAGCACGGGGAACCGCGGCUCACUGGACUUCAGCGACGAGGCCCAGGGCUCCGGCCUGCCGUACUGGCCUGACACCGCCUCCUCCGACCACGAGGCCAGCUCCCGUCCCACCACCCGCAGGAAGCUCACCGUCCCGCUGCAGAAGGAGGACUCCGGCAAAGCAUCCAAAAACGCGGUCCUCCAGGCGCUGACCCGCUCCAACAGCUUGUCGGCCCCGCGGCCCACCCGCGCGUCCAUGCUGCGCCGGGCCCGCCUCGGAGACGCCUCCGACAACGAGGCCGCCGAGGCCGACCGGGGCUCCCAGGGCUCGGACCCCAGCGCGCCUGCCAAGACCCCGCCAGACAGCAAGAAGCUCUCCCGCCUGGACAUCCUGGCUCUGCCCCGCAAGAGGACAGGCUCCUUCACCACGCCCAGUGACACAGAGUCCUCGGCCAGCAGAACUGGCUUCUCCAACCGCAGCUCCGAGUCCGGCAGCUCUGUGCGUAAGUCAUCGAUCCCUGACUCCAAGACGGCCUUGAGGAGGAGUUCAGGAGUCACCGGGAAGCAGCCAAUCACCCGAGCCCGCUCCAGUAGCGCCAAGUACACCAGCACAACCAGCUCGCGGCGGCGGCAGAAAGGCUCCGACUACACAUCCACGUCGGAUGAGGAGUACGACUCCAACCACAGCACCCCUAAACACACCCCUAAACGCUCCCACGCCUCAGCAGCCACGCAGACCCCCCGGCCCAAGACCCGCUCCCGGGAGUCUGAGGAUGACGACAAUGGAGGUGACCCUUUCCAGAACUGGUCCACACACAGCGCUGAGAUCGCCAGACUCAGUCAGGACCUCGCCAAAGACCUGGCCAUCCUGGCCCGGGAGAUCCAUGAUGUGGCUGGGGAUGGUGACCCCCCGAACACCUCACCCCCGUCGGUCCCCAGCACGCCUGCAUCCACCAUCUCUGCCCGGGAGGAGAAAGUAUACCCAUCCUCGCGAGCUGUCCUCUCAUCCCAGUUGGUCCAGCACAUUCCAGAAGCCAGUCUGAAUUACCAGAAAGUUCCGCCAGGCUCAGCCGUGGCCAAGGACGAGGAUCAGAGCACGAACGACCAAGACCCCAACUCCAAGCGCCGGGUGUGGAACCGCGAGGAGGUUAUCUUUGACAAUCUGAUGCUGAACCCAGUUUCCCAGCUUUCUCAUGCCAUUCGGGAAAACACUGAACAGCUGGCUGAGAAAAUGAAGGUGCUGUUCCACAACAAGACAGAGGUGUGGGAAGAGAUUGAAGCAAAGAUCAACGCUGAGAACGAAGUCCCCAUCCUCAAAACCUCCAACAAGGAGAUCUCAUCCAUUCUGAAAGAGCUAAGAAGAGUUCAGAAACAACUUGAAGUUAUAAACACGAUUAUUGAACCCAGUGGGACACUGGAAGUGGUCGGGAGGGCCGUCCCUGCGGGGACUCACUCCUCUGUGAAGCCCAGACCCUCUUCCAAGGAUGGCAGGCCCUCACCCCAGGCCUAUGGGGCCCCCCAGCAUGGGGGCUGCCCCUCCACGGGUCCUAAUGCUGGGUCCGGCAGCAGUGCCAAUGAACACGCCAAGAGAGUCAUGGUGGGACCUGAGGGAGAAAGCUUUGUGGUGUAAUCCUUUGCCCAAGGCGCCCCCUUGUGGCGACUGCAGCUGCUGCUACUCUGCAAUCAGUGACAUGAUAUAUGUGCUAUGAGUGUGGGAUGGAAGAAAAAUGUAUUGCUGACACAUUGCACAACAAAGGUAAAGAAGACUAUAUAACUUUUGAAGUUCAAAAACAUUUUAGCUUAAAGUACUACUGUUUGUAAGCCUUGUAUAGUUCCAGUAACACUGCUUUAUCACUGUGGAGCAGCAUGUACGUGGUAAAAAAUUUAUGACCAGUUGUGCCAAGGAGUGUUGGGCGAGGGGACGUCCCUGUCAGAAAAAGGGCAUCUUUGUCCCUUACUUGUGUCAUUUUCACCCACACAUUCAGAAAUGAACCAUCACAAGUAUCAUUUUUCCAUGUUCAUAUGAAUGAUUAAUUUCUUAGCUGCAACCCAACAGAAGAACGUUGGGUAUGUCACAUAUGAUAGAUAUGAUAGAUAUGAUCCAAGCCCACUCGAACUGGAUUAUUAUUAUAAUUUGGCCAAGGGAUUUGUGUUGCUGUUGCAUUUCACAGGGUACUGAAUUUCAAUGCAAGAAUGUAAAAGAAGCUGCCUAUUUAUGCAAUGUAAGCUUGGAUUAGUCAAUAUUUUAUUCCUGUUUACACAGUGGCAAAAAGUAAUAUUGGUGCCAUGCUUACCAGCUUCAUGCUGCGAAGUUUGUUUUCCUUACAAAUGACCUGGAAGAAAUGCAGUAAGCAGGGGUCUAAUGAACUGUAAUAUUUAUGAAGUUCUUUUAGAAUGUAUUGGGACAGAUAUAUUUGAUUGUAGAAAAUUGUAAGGGACAUAUGCCAUUAUACUGUACAUAGGAAUUCUGCUUGAGAUAGCAGGGAAGACAUUUUUUCUGUUUUCACACAGUCAGCAUCUUUUAGCUUUGGCGCUUAGGGUAGUAAGAAUAUUUUAACUUCCUGGUCAGCUCUAGAAGACCAGGUGAAACUUAAAAUGUAUUUUAAAUUACUGUGGCUAUUAUGGGUUAUCUCUUGAAAAUGCAUCCUGGUUUGUCAUUGGAAACAUACAUAGCCCUUUCAGUGUAUCAUUAAAAGGGUGGAUUCCCAGAAUGCAGCUGGCACACUGCCUCGGUGCCUCUGUGCGAAAGAGGGGUCUGUUCCUCAAGUGGUUCCACUCACACGUGAUUGUGCUCAGAAGUCUUUUGUCUUUGGUUUGUGUCUUCAAGACUAAGGAUUGCACUAUCUUGGGUCAGCCCAACCCUCUCUGUUGAUGAAGUUCCCACUUUUUUAAACAAGACAAAGAAACAAGGGACCUGCAUGAAGUUUAGAUGUCAGGGUUGAGUCCACAGGACAGCUGUAGGCCUUUCAGUUGGACAGAUUUAUUAUAAGUGUUUUCAAGGGCUUUGGAUCAGUUCAGCUAUGUGGUGCAACACACAGUUAGCUUUAAAACAAGGUAGAACACACUUUAGCUUGUACUUCACCUAGCUGAGCUGAAAAACUACCAUUUAUGUUAGAAACUUGGAUUUGCAACAGUACUAGAUUGAUAUUAAAAGAAUUGUUUGUAUUGAUUUCAGACAGCAGACAUGAUAGUAAGGAGGCUUUUUUUCCCCUUUUCUCAGUCCUGUGUACAUACUUAGUCAUAAGAAACAUCAUUAUACAAAGCCAAAGAGCACCAUUAUGCCAUCCAGACAUUAGCUUCUACUCACCAGCUUUGCCCACCAUCUGUUGUUUAAGGUAAUGAAAACCAAUGGUUUGGUGAAGUGAAACUAUGUUGUAACCCUGCAGUCUUAUGUCUGAAUCAGGGAGGAAGCUGCAGUUUCAGCAUUGCUUCUAAAGUCAGUCCUAUUUGUCUGCUUUCCUGCUUUUGCUGUCUUCAGGGCGCACCUGGGUCCAAACUGAAAAUGAAACCUGACUGUAUGCAAUUACUGAGAGCAUUCCUUGUCUUUGUGUGAUAUACUGUAUGUACAGUACAUAUAAAGAGCUUCACUGUAUUUUCCCUCGGUUAUCUGCACUAAGAGCGCACCACUGUGUCCCUUGAUAUUGUGUGCUGAACAACGUAAAAAAAAUAGUUUCUCCUUUACUUUGGAAAGAGUUGGAUAUUUUUUAAAAGCGAUCGUAUCUGAUGAAUUGUGUAGAAAUAAAGGAACAACAGAUCUUCCAAAUUAUUUUGUGACAAUGCACAUGUACCAUAUGCAGUUUAUUGUGGCAAGAUGUUAGAGUAGCUCACCAAAGGUGCACUUUUUACUUACGUGACACCUCAUUCUCAGACUGAUUAGUGGGAGAACCAAAACAUAGAAACGGUACAUUUUAACAGUUUGGGAAAAUGUUACCCUUGCACUGUUGUACAGAUUAAAAAGCCCGGUUGUUUUUAGGAAGCCAAAAUCCAUCAGGCUUUCAUAUUGUGACUCUGACAUUGUGACAGCUUUCAUUUGAUUAAGAUCAAGACCGCUGUGGGGCACAAGAUUCCCCGCCACAAGCCUUCAGGAAUGUACUGAGACUCUGUUGUGAAAUGCUGGUCUGUGUGGAGCUCCCAGAGCUCAACUCCUGUUCAAUGAAAGAUAUCCGAUUGGCUGUGAUACUGAUGAUGCAACUGCUGCUGCUAAUGUCCGAUGUUCUCACUGGGCUUAAUAAGUUUAUUUUUCCUCCUCUGCAUGUAACUCAAAUGUAAACUGUAUACAAAAGAAAAAA